GAGGGGGGAGUAAUACGGUUGCUAACCGUCAGCAGAACGGUGUCGCCUGUCGCGUGUGUUUGACAACAAAACGUUGUAACAGAACAUGGAAACGAGGUCGUACGAGGCAACAAACCAUCUCCAUCUCUUUACCUCGUACGUGAAAUAGUCACCCACACUGGCUCAGUCACUCUCGAGAGCCGAAGAAGGAAAAAGCGGGUCGAAAAUGGAAGGACUCGGGUCGAGAUUGGGCAGGGCGUCCUCUAGGUAUGGCCAGACAACCACCGUCUUCAACGGCCCCGUCCGGAGGUGGAAGAAGAGGUGGGUCCACGUGUCCUCUUCAUCCCCCUCUCUUACUUACCAAAACCCUCACUCCCAAUCCAACAACAACGGCAAUAGCUCUCGCCUCGUCCUCUGCCGCUGGACCCCAAUCUCUCCCGCCAACUCCCCCGCCGAACGUGCCGCCGCUCCGGAUGAGCCCCCUCACCGGAAGUUCCGCUACACGCCCGUUUCUGUGGUAGAGGAACAGAAAAUGGGAAUUCAGAAAAAGGUUGGAGAUGCUGAGAAAACUAGUGAGGUUGAUGAAUCAGUUACCCCGAGUGAUGAGAUGCAUGGAAACCAAACAUUGAUCAAAUUAUGAAGGAACAAGAUGAGGAGUUGGACGAGAACCAAUCUGGCGUGCAGGAUUCAAACAGGAGCCAUCUGGAUUUAGAUUUGGGCUUGAAAGGUCACAGUUCCAAUCUUGAUUUACUGGUUCAGAUGAAGAAAGGAAGCUCAGAGAGAUUUUGGUUGGAUUGAUGCUCAGCGUGUGAUUUCUCUUUAGUACGAUACUGCUUAUGAUGCAUGUAACUAAGCCGUAGGAUUAGUUUGUGGAUUAUCCCAUCUCAUAUAUGGUUAGUAAGUAGUAGUACAUGAUCAACGAGCACAUGAUGUUUCUGAGUGUUCGACUCGACUGUUUGUAAAGAUUACCCAUGUGGCUAUGAGCCACUCUCUGUAUGGGUCUAAGAGGGUGGUUUAAGGUUUCGUGGUAUAAGUGGUCGUUUUGAUUCUGUA
This is a messenger RNA of Pyrus x bretschneideri (Chinese white pear), 1032 nucleotides long. RefSeq lists its product as uncharacterized. The transcript has 3 exons. NCBI's taxonomy places the organism in Eukaryota, Viridiplantae, Streptophyta, Magnoliopsida, Rosales, Rosaceae. The coding region runs from base 206 to 619 and encodes 137 amino acids. The record is from RefSeq and is a predicted model, not a curated record.